Molecule: messenger RNA, 1127 nt
Organism: Symsagittifera roscoffensis
Lineage: Eukaryota; Metazoa; Xenacoelomorpha; Acoela; Convolutidae
Product: ubiquitin-like domain-containing CTD phosphatase 1
Exons: 3
Coding region: 3-965 (320 amino acids)
Biological process (GO): protein dephosphorylation
Cellular component (GO): nucleus
Molecular function (GO): protein serine/threonine phosphatase activity; protein binding
Source: RefSeq, a predicted model, not a curated record
UAAUGGGUGAUGGUUUAAUCAGCAUAAUAUUUAAAUGGCAGGGCCAAGAAUACGAACUGCAAAAUCUGGAAGGGUCAACUUCAGUUGUUGAAAUGAAACGCCAAUUACAGUCGAAAACUAAAGUGAGUCCAGGAAAUCAAAAACUAAUCGGCCUCAAGUGUAAAAAACCGGGAACUGCAGUUACGGAUUCGACUCUAAUUUCGGAUCUGGUUUUGAAGAAAAACAUGAAAUUAAUGAUGAUGGGAACUAUUGAUGAAGAAAUAGAGAAAGCUAAUGAAGUGCCAGAUGACCUCCCAGAUGUAGUCGAUGAUUUUGAUAUUCCGACUAUGGAUGACCUGCCGGCUGAUCGAAGAGAGGAGUUUUUGGCUAAGAUUCAAAGGAGGGUGAAGGAGUACAAAGUUGAAGUGUUUCACCCGCCAGAGGAGAAUAAGAAACUAUUAGUGUUGGACAUAGACUACACUUUAUUCGACCACAGAUCAGUAGCUGAGAAUGGACUUGAACUGAUGCGGCCUUACUUGCACGAGUUCCUAGCGGCUGCCUAUGAGAACUACAACAUUGUGAUCUGGUCUGCCACUGGCAUGAAGUGGAUCACGGCCAAGAUGGAGGAACUGGGAGUGAAGAACAAUCCCAAUUACAAGAUAGUGGCCUAUUUGGAUUCUAUGGCAAUGAUAACCGUGGAGACAAAAAAAUACGGCCUUAUCGAGACUAAACCUUUGGGCGUGAUUUGGGGAAAGUACCCGAGCCUAUUCAGUGAGAAAAACAGUCUUCUAAUCGAUGAUCUCAAACGCAACUUCUUAAUGAGUCCCAGAAAUGGACUGAAAAUUCGUCCUUUUGCUCGUGCUCACAGGAACAGAGAUACAGACCGGGAAUUGUUCAAUCUGAUCCCGUUUUUGAGAUUUUUGGCACAGCAAGAGGAUUUUACUACGAUAUAUUUUGAUCACUGGGAGAGCUAUAUCAGAAAAUGAAAGUUAUAUUUGUUGCAUAUCAUGUGUGAAAGAUUUGUGAUUGCCAUGUUAAUAUUAAGAUAUAUUUUUGAUUGGUAUUGAUUUUGUGUUUUUAAUUCAAAAGAACUAUCAAGUGAAAUAACAAUCUAGCCCAAGAAUUCUUAACCGAAGAUUAAGCUUUGA